UUUGUAUAUUUAUGUUUUUGUCUUGAUUUACAAGUGGAGUACUUUUGUUUUGAAUUUAUCCAUGUAUUCUGUAAUUUAACCAUGGACUGCACAGUUAUCAACGCGCGAUGUAACUGGACCCAGACGGCUGGUAAAGAGUUGUCCCAAUUAGUGCCCGCUCGCCUUUAUGAUGAAGAUGUGUUUGUCAAACCUGAUAUAGAUGAUGUUGUCGGCGACGAUCGUGCUGUUUUGUUCUCCAACGAUGUUACUCAACCUACGGCCUGUGAGCUUAACUUUUCCAUAUCGCCUCGUUUUAAAAUCUCCGUCUUGACCAUUGUGUGUAGUGUCCCGAAAAUAGAGUUAUUUCUGGGUCCGUCACAGGAGUACUAUGAGACCAUCUAUGGCACAAGCAUUGAGGAAGACGAUAGCGAUGUACCCAUUCGACCUUAUCGCUACGAUAUGGAAAUCGACAGAUCUGGAAUUUGUGAUAUUAAUCUGAAGCUUCUGACGUCGGCCAAUGAGAUUUGCAUUUACGGUGCUAUCUUACAUGUAGCACCCAAUCCAAAUGGCAUUACCACUCAGUCCAGGUCUAUAGACUUGCAGAAAAUACAAGAAAUAUUGAUGAAGGGAGGUUCAAGUGCCGCUGGUGCGGCAGACAAGAGCGAAGAGCAAUCUCAGAAAUUUCAACAGUUCAUGGCUUUGAUGAAGGGUUGUACCACCAGUCAUGUACCGGCAGAGAAUCCAAGUCAGGAUAUACCCACAGAUCUGAUAGCUCACAUAGACAGCAAAUUGCAGGGGCUCGAAGAGAAAUUAAUGAAACGAAUGGAGGAGAUUGGGGCAAGACAAACGGAGAAACUAGAUCUGAUUAUUAGACUGCUGAUGGUGAAGAACCAAUCACACGAUUAAAAAUUUUUUAAGUAAUUAUUUGUAAUUCACUUCUCAUUUUAUUUUUUGUCCUGGUGCUCGAUAUACAUAUAAAUUUACGAUAUUUUACUUCAGCAUUAAACUUUCAUGAAUAGAUUGUA
Messenger RNA from Drosophila willistoni, 1004 nucleotides. RefSeq lists its product as uncharacterized. The record is from RefSeq and is a predicted model, not a curated record. The coding region runs from base 82 to 885 and encodes 267 amino acids. Lineage: Eukaryota; Metazoa; Arthropoda; Insecta; Diptera; Drosophilidae. The transcript has 2 exons.